Anopheles gambiae (African malaria mosquito) is the source of this 4010-nucleotide messenger RNA. Its product is annotated as putative odorant receptor 19b. The transcript is spliced from 3 exons. The record is from RefSeq and is a predicted model, not a curated record. Lineage: Eukaryota; Metazoa; Arthropoda; Insecta; Diptera; Culicidae. Gene Ontology annotation, molecular function: odorant binding; olfactory receptor activity. Gene Ontology annotation, biological process: sensory perception of smell; detection of chemical stimulus involved in sensory perception of smell. The coding region runs from base 219 to 1322 and encodes 367 amino acids. Gene Ontology annotation, cellular component: plasma membrane.
AGCGUAGAAGCAAACCAUACUGUUUAGCAUGUAAUCAGAUUGUAGCUUGCUCUUGAUUAUACACCACACUAAUUGCAUAUUGUGCUCUUCGAAUCGAUUGUACCACUUACCACAAACCAUAUAUAAACUGCACGAAAAAUCCUCCCAGAGCUAUUCAAGUUCUAGUGUUGCUCUAUCCCUAGUGCAACCUCAUCUUAAAGCUAAAUUUGUCCUCAGCAAUGGAACAAGAAAUAAACCAAAUAAUCUCCUUUCUGCGACGCCCUUUGAAAUGGCUCGGUUUUGAUGUGAUCGAUCCAAACUGGAAGGUGACGCCGUUGACAAUGUUCACGAUUGUCAUGUUUGCCUUGCAACACUACACCAGCUACUUGUAUUUAUCUACCCAUCUGGAUAUGUUCGAUAUGUUCACCGAAUGCUUUUCCACAUCGGCCGUCGCGCUGGAGAUAGCGAUCCGGAUGGGCUUGCUGGUACACCAACGCGAGCUGCGGAACGAAACGAUCGAAAUCAUACGCCAACAACACAAAAUGUUUGGAAACAGUGCUGCGAUCAGGAAGGUUACGGCUCGGUUCCACAAGCUGAUUUCCGUGACACUGCACGCACUUGCCGCAUGCUACAUGUCGACGAUGAUGUUCGAGCUGAUCCCGAUCGUGUCUCCCAAUCCGAGAAAGAGCAAUCUUCCACUUCCGAUGUACCUGCCGUACAUGCCGCAUGAUGUGACGCCCUACUGGCACCUGAACUAUACCUUCAUCACGGUCAUGAACUUAAUGUGUAUACUGUUUCUGGUCGGCAUUGACGGGCUACUGGUGCUGUCUAUUCUGGCUGCCGUGCACCAAAUCAAGCUGCUAAAGAUAACCAUCCAGGAGCUGGACAUCGGUGCGGAGCAGGCGGAGCUUCACCGCGAGUUAGUACGCAUUAUUCAGAUACAUCAACGCAUCCAGCAGUUCAUCCACCAGCUAGAACAAACGUACUACAUCGACCUGUUGGUGGACUUUGGUCUUGUUUGUCUGAUCCUGUGCAUGGGACUGAACGUGAUCGCCGACGAAGUAAUCAAUGCGAUUUGGUUCUUUCUGAUUGCGGUCGUGUUUCAGCUAUCUUUGCUAUGCUUCAGUGGCAAUCUACUGCUGAUCGAGAGCGACUCACUGUCGAGCUGUGUGUACUCGAUCGAUUGGCACGCGAUGCCGGUGCCGGAGCAGAAGCUGCUCAUGGUUAUGAUCGCGCACGCACAAAAGCCUCAGGUGCUGAGAGGCAUCUUUAUGCCACUGAUCAUGUCUAGCUUCCUGUCGGUAAUUAAAGCCAGCUACUCCUAUUUCACAUUGUUGCAUUAAAGGAGAUCGCAGUGGUGCAAGGCGUCAGCAAAGUUCGGCAGGCUAGUUCAUUAUACCAGCGAGAACAUUUUAAGAUUUAAACCCGAACGAAUUUGACGAACAAAAAAAUAGGCUUCUUUAGCUUUGAGCCCCCAAAUGGACCGUGCCCUCAUACGUAGGACUGACUAUCCUACUAAGGGCAAUUAAUAGUGGCUAAAAGCCAAGCCCGCUAAUGGUACAGGCAGGUCUUGACCUAACAACGGUUGUUGUACCAAAGAAGAAGAAGACACGUUUUACCACAACAAAUGUUUAUUCCGAAUUAAUCAUUUAUACAACGUAUAAUAACUCAAAAUACACUUAAAUUUUGUUUGCACAGUAAUUUGCUUUUGAAAACAGAGAAGAUUGGCUAGAACAGCGGUUGGCAAACUUUUGAGGCAAAGGGCCAACUUUUGUAGUCCAUUCCAUAAAAAAGGCUUUUUGUUUAUGUAAAUAUUACGGCGAUAUUAAUCACGAUCUCGAACAUACUGAACGAUCCGUUAGUCCAAAGUACUUUAAUUAAAGUUAAACGAGUACGAUGGUGUAAAAUGUUAUGCUAAACAUUUUUAUACGAAUAGUUUCUUCCCAUCUUUCAAAAUCAGUCAAAACCUUUCGCGGGCUGGAUUGAAUGUUGGGGCGGGCUGCAUUUGGCCCGCGGGCCGUACUUUACCGACCGCUGGGCUAGAACAUUGACUUAUGGAGAUAUUACCCUGUAUAGAAUUGGUAUUUAGUAUGCAGACAAUUUACAUUAUAGUUAAGCAACGUAAACAAUGCAGCUCAACACAUAGGCCACUCACAAAAACUUUCGACAUACGAAAAAUGUAUAAGCGUAGCACAUUUGGUUGAAUAGUAAGCGAUAAAUAGUGUAAUCUGAGAUACUUGUCCUUCGAGGACAUUAACAAUAUUAUUACGGAUAAGGGGAGAAUCUAAAAGAGCGGGUAUAUACCGGGACUGUUUUGGGAAUCUGAUAGAUACAUCUGAAUAUCAUUGACAUUCAAUUUAUAUUGCCUAAACCAUUUUAAAGACCCGGGCCUGAGUGUAAAGUCCAAAAACUGUCCAGGCAGAAUAUUGCUAAGAGUUGCUAAUAAAAACAUGGCAUGCUCUAAAACCAAAGUGUUUGAAUAAUUUUAAACAGAUAUUAUGAAAACAGUAGAAAAAGCAAUAAGUAAAAGCAGAAAACAAACAUGUGAACCAAAACCUACCGAAGAGAAACGUACAUGUUUAUACAGAGAUGAAGUUUUUAAUUGGACUAUAAUUUAUUGCUGAUUCUGAAGGGCAGCUUUGAUCAUAGUAUUACGAAAAAAAGCAAUCGCUUAGUUACUUAAAUAAAGUAACAAGCUUAAACUAAUAUUUUAAAUAUAUCUGAUAAACAUGAAAAAUAGAAACAUCCUCAUAAAUAGUCGUCGAAUUUUGCUUGAAAUGUAAAAAAAAAUCUCAGUGAAGAGGUAAUUAUUCUACCGCAAACAGAAAAAAAAAGUUUUUAUGUUUGACGUAAUUUGCAUUCAAAUAGAGCUCCGCGAUUUGUUCGAAAAUUCACGCUACUUACCAUAUGGGUUUUCUCUUUCAGAAUUACAGUUUCAUCUUUCUACAUCAUCGCAAGCAAGCUGUAUCUGUUACGUUCGCGAUUAUUAUUUCCGCAUCGAACGUGUCAAACUGUAUAUUCGCAAGGUACGCGAUCACCUUAAACUAGAAACCGGGUACGUUGCAUGUAAAAGCGUAAUAAAUAUGCGACACAAAUACUAACAUGCGACACUCACGCGUACAUACACUUAUGUACUAUUUAUCCUCGGAAAGGAUAAACUAACACCCUAAAAUUGUAUGGGCUUCCGGGGGUAUAAAAGAAACCGAACAUUGAAUAAUGAAACCAUUCGGAUUUUGCAACUCUAAGAAAUCUCGUCUUUUUUAAUUUUGCAUAUUCGGAUCACGAAAGAAAUCUCUCUUUUUUUUCUUCUGCGGCACAAAAUACACGAGCAUCGCAAUCGGCAAACCAAACAAUCCUCUCAGCGCACUUUCCAGGCACCACACACACACACCGCAAGGUCACUAAUAAUCACGCGUGUGCGUACGCAUUCUGCUCAAUUGAAUCCUGCACUGAUCUCUAACGACACGCACACUCACACGCAUACUUAUCAAACGAGCACGGCACUUGAACACAAAAACACGGACACCUGUUCUCCUUUGAUUAAAAGCGACUGCUCUUACCUGAAUAUUAUUCCUCCAGCAAUGAAUGAAUGUGCUCAUGUUCUCACCUGUGACACCUUUGGGUGAUGUGGUUUCAACUAAAUGAUCACGAAUUCGUAACGAAUCACAAUAUCAUCAUGAUCUCAGCAACCUGGCUCAAGAAUGGCAUUGCCUCGUCCGCACUUUUUGAUGGCCGAUACUGUUAUGUGUUUGGUAUUCACUUAUUUAUUUAACAUUUAUUGAAACAAGAGAUACAUCAUAAAUAAGAUACACAAGCGAUAAACACAUAAAAGAGAUACGUACGGGCCGCGCACCAGCCGCACCGAGCGCUCCUGCUCGAUCGGCUCGUUAACACACUCUGAUCGUGCGGCACUCGACACACACUAAGCUUCGCACGUCUAGUGUUUGCGAGGGUGUGCGUGAUACAUGAAUGAAUUGAUUCUCAAUGUGCAAAGCUUUAAAUUAGUUCUAUUGCUUUUGAAUGUUUAAACG